AUGGUCUACACACUUACAGUCCACCUCUACGCAAACGAGAAGCCAGACUCAAUUGACCGAAUCAAAGCGAAGCUCAUUGAAGCUGCACGAAUCUAUCGCAAGGACAAGGAGACAAUCGAUUGGCUAGUUAUGCAGGAUGUCCACGACCCACGAGCCUUUACCAUUGUCGAGCGAUUUGAGAACGAGGGGAGCCAAAAGUAUCAUCUCGAGAACCCAUAUUGGAAGACUUUUGAUCCUUACGUUAUUCCGCUCCUCGACAAAGGAAUGGAUCUUCGCAGACAUGAAGAAUUGGACACCAGCCAGGACGUCGAAGUUCCUGUUUGA
This is a messenger RNA of Glarea lozoyensis ATCC 20868, 324 nucleotides long. Its product is annotated as Dimeric alpha+beta barrel. The coding region runs from base 1 to 324 and encodes 107 amino acids. The record is from RefSeq and is a predicted model, not a curated record. The transcript has 2 exons. Lineage: Eukaryota; Fungi; Ascomycota; Leotiomycetes; Helotiales; Helotiaceae.